Molecule: messenger RNA, 3813 nt
Organism: Porites evermanni
Lineage: Eukaryota; Metazoa; Cnidaria; Anthozoa; Scleractinia; Poritidae
Source: the annotation of a GenBank genome assembly
AUGCACGCCAGAAGAGUCACAGACAUCACUCCGUUUAUUCCAAUAAAAAAAGACGCAGAUAAACUCAAGAAAAAGAACAAGAAACACACGAAAUCGUCCAAGAAAAGCACUAAAAUGAGCAGUCCACGAGGACAUAAGCCUCAGCAGCAAUCGAAGGCGCCAAGAACAGAGCUAGACUACGAAAUCGAACGACUAAAAGCAGAGAUUCAACAAGAACGUCAAAUGAAGUGAGCUAAAAACUUGAAUUAAGUUCUGCAAUUUGCUUCGAUUUAUUUGAUCUGCUUUAAUUUCAUAUUCUUAUACCCCAAUGUUAAGUUAACCGUUUGUUUGGUCUUUUGAUUAAAAUUUAAACAGGAAGUAUAGUUUACAGCAAGUAGUUUAAUCAGCUUUAAGUGUUGCCCGAUCAUUUUAUGCUUCUUCUUCUUCUUCUUCUUUUUCUUCCAUUACUUGGCUCCAUCUUCAAAGAUGAUUUUUCCUUGCUUAAGUUAUAUAGCUUCUGUUUAAAAAAAAUUAUAAGCUUAAUUGCUCUUUGUAUACAAUAAUAUUGUUCGUCUUUAUUGUUUGGAAAGAAUUUAUGCCUGUCUUAUGGGGUUCAAGUAAAAGAACACAGCGUCCGAUAGCAAGAUCUAGACCUUCAUAAAUUUUUAUUAAGCUUAUAAUUUGAAGUGACAUUGGCUCCCGAAAAUGUACAUUCGAGUAUAGUAAACUGUUCAUUUCUCUUUGAUAGGGAAAUGUUAGAACAGUCUUCAGGUGAACUUGACAAAACUAUUGCUGAUCUGGAGGAGAAAAGUAACAAUGUGGAAGAUGAAGGUACUAAUUAAUAUAAAUAUAACUAUCCUAAAUUAACCUGACAGUGUCAUUGAUUAAAACGUUUAAUUCAUUCUGGCGGAGAUUUUCUAGGUUACCUGAUGUCCUAUUUAAACAACAAUGAUGACAUUAUUUACUAUAUAGCAUUAUGAAAUCAUUUUAAUUGGAGUAAGGAGAAGAAUAGUCAGUUCGUGUGCAGCCUUCUGUCCUGAAGGUUUUGAGUUUGAGUUGUAGGUAGAUUCAACUUCUUUCCUUUUUAAAACAGCCAUAAAAUGGAACACUGAUGGAGACAGAGGGGAAAGGGGAGGUAAAAAUAUUAGCACACUGUUGGCCUCAAGUUUGGUGGUCUAUUAAAUGGGUAUUGUUAGGAGUUACCUACAUGAUAUAAUUAGGACCUUGGCUUUACUGUUAUGAAAAUCAUAUCAUCCAAUAAUGGUUGAGUCUCUAGUCUCUCUGAGGAGUAUAGAAUGGUAAAUUUGAGCCUUUGCGAGACUGUGACCCCGGUUUCAAAAUUGAAGACUGAGCUUCAAAAAAAAAUUGAGACACCGAGAUGCAAAAUCACCUGAAAACGCAGCUUCGAGACCUACCACAAACGUUUCCAAGAUUUUGAUGUAGGGCAAACAUUUUCAGGGGCGCAUUUUUCAAGGAACCAUUCUGUACCCCUUCUCUGGUUAGCAGUUCACUUGUGCUGGGUUGAAAAAGCCUAGUGAAAAUAGAUGGAAAAUUGAUCAUCAUAGAUGUGUGUGAGGUUAAAUCACAAAAGAAGCCUGGAAAAAUUUCAUGGAGUCACAUGGAUUUGAACCCAUGACAGCUUGUCAUUAUUGUCAGCUUGUCAUUAGGAGCUGGUCAACAAAGACACUGUCGACCUUGGGUCAAUUAAAUAAAAAUUUUACAGGUGCAAUUUACAAUUGUAGCCAUUGUUUUAGAGUCUAACAACAACAGCUACACUUGUAAAUUACAUGUGUAAAAGUUCUAUUUAAUUGACCCCUGGAUGUAUCAUUAAAAAUUAGUGUUUUUUGAUGUAGAUAAUGAAUGGAAGACACGAUUUGAGACACAGCAAGAAAUGAAUGACCAACUUGAAAAACAAGUUAUUUUAUUACGGGACAAACUGGGCCAGUUAAAGAUUCCUUCCCGUGAUGGUAAGCUUAUUGCUGCCUUCUUCAGUGUAUCAUGUGUUAAAAAAUUAUCAUUUAGCAAAGUCAGUGGUGGUUAAUGAUACUUAGAAAAAAAUUAAGAAGCAAGUACACACAAGUGCAGUCGGAGGAAAAAUCAAGUGCUGGCUUAAAAUUUAAGCCAGCAGCAUGAAAAUCAAAGCAUACAUUUAAUGUAUGCUUUGAUUUUCAUAAAAAAUAGCAAAAGCAACUUUGAUUCGCCAAAGGAAUUUACGAUUAUUAUUCGAACAGAUUUAUUCAGUAGCAAGCCACCAGCAGGGUUUAUUUUGGACCAGAAAGUUCCUGGAAUUUUAUUGUGGCAUUUUCAAGACUUCACCAGAUAUAUCACUAUUGGGUGAAUAAGAUUAUGGUAUGGAAACCAAUGCAUUAUCCAUUUGGAUAGGAAUCUAUUCAGAGGUUAGCACUAUCCAAAUUAUAAGACUGGAAAGUCCCAACAAUUGUUUGCAGGUUGUGGAAAUAUUUAAAGAUAAAAUGUUCAUUUUCAGUCUUUAAAAACAUUCUACACGAGUCAUGGAAAUUAUUCCACUGAAACCUACAGCAGCAUGUGUCGUGACUGCAUCUUAAUACAUGUAUGUGAAAUUUUGCAGGGAAGCCAAGUAACCAUCUCAAAACAUACAAUGGCUUAUCAGAUGUAAGUACAAUUUUUGUUUUAUUACGUAGAAAAUAUGCUCUUGAUAUCAUAAUGUAUUCAUGCUUUGAAUAAUUUUCAAAUUCUACCCAAUAUCCACAAUAUGUAUUUGUAGUAAAAAGUACAGGCUUUACUUCCAUUGUAUCCUCACUUGUCCACCAUCAGGCAGAAAUCAGAAAACUUAUGAAACAGCUGGAGCGAGACAAGGUGGAACUUCAAGGACAGUUGCGUGAUUUGGAAUGGCGCUUAGACAAUGAAUCUAAGGUUGGUUGGCAUUUUAUACUGUCUCUUUACCUAGACAGACUUAUCAAAGCCUCGUAGCUAUGAACUAAGUUGUGAGAACAUUACAAAGAAUGAAGAUCUCAAUUAUGGACAACAGCGGUACAUCAACUUUGAGACAGAUGAUGAAUAAAUUUUUUUUUUUUUUUAUUGGUAACUCAAGUUCCCUUUAAUGUCCUCCAUGUCUUUUUUUCAGGCUUACCAUAAGAUAAAUGAAGAAAGAAAGAAAUAUUUAACAGAGUUGGAUGAGGUCAGUGUAUAUGUGUUUUUUCCUUUUCUGUGAUUCAGUAUAUUCACAAAGCCGUUUGAACAAUGACUCUUGAAUAUUAGUUGUUAAUGAUUGUCUGGCCAUUGACUGUGAGAUUUUUCACUUGAUUUUUCCUAAAUAACAUUAUAAAACCUUACACUGUUGGGACAGAGCUUAAAAGUUUCAGUCCGCCUCUUCCCUACCUGAACUCUGCAAAAAUACAAGCUUAGUAACAGUUUACAUUAUUUUAUGUACUAGUGUAGUAACUAAGUUUCACUGCCCUAUCAAGCUUUAUGAUCAUAGUUUUGUUAGUUUGGCGAUAUAGCUUGCUUUAAGGAUGCCCUUAAGUAUAUACAGAAGUUUGUAAUUAUGUAGAAGGAGCCUUGCUUGAAACUGAAGCUACCUUUAUUUAUUUUUUUUUUCAGACUGCUACAACCAUUGAUGAGACAAAAACUAAAACAAGACUCGCCCUAAGUGAAGCGCAGAGAGAAAAUGAAGCUCAGCUACAUGCUGCUAAAUUAAGAAACCCUAAACAGUUUGGUUUGCCAGACAAUCAGAGAAUCAUUGAUCCAAGAAAAGGCCCUGUGAAAAAAGUUGCUGCUGUGCGCAAGCUGCCAAAACUGGAAAACCCUGGCUCAGGGGGCAGUGGAUCAUCUGGCAAUAGUCCACGGCACAGUUAG